AUGGUCAAGCAGAAAAACCACACGGCCCGUAACAACACGGUGAAGGCUCAUCGUAAUGGUAUCAAGAAGCCGAAGAACCACCGUUUUCACUCUACACGUGGACUCGACCCAAAGUUUUUGCGUAACCAGCACUGGGCCAAGAAGUUUGACAAGAAGCACCGCAAUCGCAAGAAUAAAAACAAGGAGGAAUAA
Plasmopara halstedii is the source of this 192-nucleotide messenger RNA. Its product is annotated as 60s ribosomal protein l29-1-like. Gene Ontology annotation, cellular component: ribosome; cytosolic large ribosomal subunit. The record is from RefSeq and is a predicted model, not a curated record. Bases 1 to 192 code for a protein of 63 amino acids. Gene Ontology annotation, molecular function: structural constituent of ribosome. The transcript is spliced from 3 exons. Gene Ontology annotation, biological process: cytoplasmic translation. Lineage: Eukaryota; Oomycota; Peronosporomycetes; Peronosporales; Peronosporaceae.